Brienomyrus brachyistius is the source of this 3011-nucleotide messenger RNA. RefSeq names its product zinc finger protein ZIC 5-like. Gene Ontology annotation, cellular component: nucleus. Lineage: Eukaryota; Metazoa; Chordata; Actinopteri; Osteoglossiformes; Mormyridae. Gene Ontology annotation, molecular function: RNA polymerase II cis-regulatory region sequence-specific DNA binding; DNA-binding transcription factor activity, RNA polymerase II-specific. Gene Ontology annotation, biological process: regulation of transcription by RNA polymerase II; central nervous system development. The record is from RefSeq and is a predicted model, not a curated record. The transcript is spliced from 2 exons. The coding region runs from base 170 to 1657 and encodes 495 amino acids.
UUCUGCCAAUCGCUUGAGGACAGAGUGGGAAAAGGAACAAGCAGAGUUAGAGGCAGGACAAAAGAAGUUAUAUACACCGCUAUAUACAUAUAUAAAAAUUACGAUUUUGAAUGGCGUGCGUCGGAAAAAAACAAUAGAAGUGAGUUUGGAUGGACUGGGCAGAGUAGCUAUGGAGCUCCCUUUGAGCAAGAGGAAUCCGGCGCUAAGAUUAGCGGAUUUGGCAGCGACUCAAACCCUUCCUCAUCAGAAUAUGACAGGCUUCCCGGGGAUAGGGGGGCAUCACCCUCACUCCCACCAUGCCCACCUCCACCCUGGGGAGAUGGGCAACGACCCUGGAGUGGUACUCACUCCAUUUGGACCUGAGCACAUGGCACAGACAAAUGCUCUCAAACUUAGUCCAUCUCAACACAUUCAAAGCCACCCCGAAGCCCAGACCGCGGCAUCUUUUACUUCUUCUCAGACCACAGUUGGUUUCCCCGUGGCUCACCCCCACUCAGGCUAUACAACCUGCAGGGACUACGUCCUCAGGAGAGAGCUCUCAGCCUCUGCUAUGCAUGCACUUGGCGACCAACAUAGUUCCGCCUCCUCCCCUCAUCACCAUGGCAUGUUCAUUUCCCCAACAGGUGCUUAUGGGCACGCGGAAGGUGGUGCCCAUCCACUUUUUACUGGACUCCACGAUCAAGCUGCCCCAGGUGCUCACCACCAUGCUCUCAACGGGCAGAUGCGUCUGGGUCUUCCGGGGGACAUCUAUGGCAGGCCAGAACACUUCGGCCACAGGCCCGAGCACUAUGGACCUUCAUCUCUCCACAGCUACAACUCCAUGAACUUAAAUGUGAACAUCGCUUCAGCUCCUCAUGGAGCCGCGGGGGCGUUUUUGAGGUACAUGAGGCAGCCCAUCAAGCAAGAGUUAAUCUGCAAAUGGAUUGACCAGGAACAAACUUCAAAGAAGCCAUGUUCCAAAACUUUCAGUACAAUGCACGAGCUGGUUAACCAUGUCACCGUGGAGCACGUCGGGGGACCGGAGCAGAGCAGUCACGUUUGUUUCUGGGAGGAAUGUCCACGAGAGGGAAAGGCUUUCAAGGCAAAGUACAAACUGAUAAAUCACAUCCGAGUUCACACGGGAGAAAAACCCUUUCCCUGCCCUUUCCCGGGUUGCGGGAAAGUAUUCGCUCGUUCCGAAAACCUCAAGAUCCACAAGAGAACACACACAGGAGAGAAGCCGUUUAAAUGUGAGUUCGAUGGCUGCGACAGGAAAUUUGCCAACAGCAGUGACAGGAAGAAACACUCUCACGUCCACACGAGUGACAAGCCUUACUACUGCAAAGUAAGAGGCUGUGACAAGUCCUACACGCACCCCAGCUCCUUAAGAAAACACAUGAAAGUUCACUGCAAGUCACCUCCGCCUCCUUCUGCCAACACUGGGUCCACAUACCACUCCUCAUCGAGUACUCUCGGAGCCCCUCUCUCUCCGGCCUCUGAGCCUCACAGAAGCCGCUCGGCAAACCUCUCCCCUCAGGUUACAAACCUCAAUGAGUGGUACGUGUGCCAAGGAAGUGCUGGACCUAACCAUCUUCACACUCCUUCCAGUGAUUUGCCAACAUCGGACUCAGAGGACGAGGAUUCUUUCAGGAACUCAGACCCAAGACCAAUGCUCUAGUGCUGACAGCAUUGAAGGAGAAUAUUUUCCCACUGGUAUAACAUAUGAUAAAUAAACUAAGAUUAUAAGAAUAUCAGCUUGUUUAAUAAUGAAGUAGAACACAGUGCCGCAGAGGUGAAAUGGCAAAGGACGUAGGCUGUUGAAAUCUUUACUUUUUUGCGUAAUUGCGCGCUGCAGAGAAUUUAAAUUUACAUAGCCCUAAUUUUUCAUCACCUCCGAGCUACGCAAAUGCAGAACGAUGAGGUUAAGAAUGAACUAAUUAUAUUCGUAUAUUAUUAAAUACCAAAAUAAAGGUCUUCGCUUAUCUUGAUAAUAUUCCCCAUUAAUAAAUAUUCUCAUCAUAAAUAAAAUUGCAUUCUUAACAUUAUAUGAACAUUUCUCCAUGGUGUCCUCCAACCAACACUACGAGUCAUUAUUGUUUUAUGCUAAAGGUACUUUGUGAAUGAGAUCUCAUCAGAACCGCCAUCCAAAGUUUAAAAGUUCAAAGCUUUAUCAGACUGUGUCCACCGAUGCCUGCGUAUGAAAACACGGUAACCGCGUAAUACCAACACUGCGCGUAUUUCAAGGACAUUUAUGGCGCAUAACUUUAAUUUAUCCACAUGUACAAUAAAGGUCCACAAAGUGAAUAAUAUUACAGAAUAAUUUAUUAUUAGCCCAUUAGAUGGCAUUUCUAAGAUCAGCAUAAAGCGAAGCACUGCAGUAAGAUGGCGAUGUGCGACAGUCGCCUUAGUUGUGGAUGAGAACGACAAAGCGGAGCUGCACCUAUAGCAUUCACCUGUUUUCUAAAAUAUGUACAGUAACUAAUUUACUUUAAUUGAUACAUUUUGUGCUUCUUAAUGACUAUUUAAAAUACUUUUGAUGUAAAAUUCGUUACAGUAUUACAAACUCGUUAAAGAGUACUUAUUUGUCAUUUGAGACCCUAAAUAUGUAAAAUUGCCAGACCUAUCCCUGACUGAUUUGUACAUAUUUGUAUUGUUCGUUUGUGUUGAUGUAGUCUUUAUAACAAUGAUGUUGUUUUGUAAAUUGUAAUUUAUUUGCUGACAUAAUGUCCUGGAAUUACAGAUACACCAAAGAAUAUUAAUCUUAAUUUUGGUGAGAUUUAGUGAUACUUUCUCGUCGUAUGUAAGAAGCAUAUUCUCUUUUUACUUGAAUAAGAUGUGUAAUGUGAAAACGUACUUUCUCGCAUGUCCAGCAAAGUAGGCCUAUUUAACGUUGCGGUGCAUGGUGUUGUUGGUUUUGAUGAAGAAAAAAAGAUAAAAAAACAGCUUUGAUUGUGGAGGUCUUUGAUGUUUUGUGAUAAAAUGAUAACAGUUAACAUGGUAAACCUGAAUAAAAUGAACAGGACAUUAUAAAA